CUUCCCACCCUCCCGUCUCUCUUCCCACACUUUCUUUCCUUUCUUCCCACUCUUCCCCCUCCCACCACCACCCCCCAAAACUGCACAUCUCUCCACCUGUCCUCCCAACCCCCCCUCCUCCAAACGUUCAGAAGUCGCGGUAUUCGCCACCACCCGUUUGUCGCAUCAUGUCGCCCAAGGAGGAUUCCAAGGCCAGUGAUGCCACUAUCACUGUCAAUGUAGAUGAUUUCACGCGCACUCGUGAUAAUGUCAUCGCCAGCCUCGCGCAACUGGCCAAAGCGGUCACCACCGUGCAGGAAGCUUACAUCAACCAUGCCAACACUGUCCUGGGCCGGGAUCCCGUUCCUCUGCUUGACCUGAGCCACCUCACCAGCGGCAUUACCGGCGCUCUCUAUGGCUCUGGUGCUCGCGGCACGAGCCCUGGCGCGAACGCGGACACGGAUGGGAAGAAGAAGCGCAAGCGCGCUCCUCCGGACCCGAACGCUCCCAAGCGCGCCCUGACCCCCUUCUUCCUCUACAUGCAACACAACCGCUCCGUCAUCGCUAAGGACUUGGGUCCCAACGCGAAGCCUAAGGAGGUCUCGGACGAGGGUACCCGCCGCUGGGCCGAGAUGGAAGAAUCCGAGAAGGAGAUCUGGAAGAAACUUUACGCGGAUAACCUGGCUGAGUACAGGAAAAAGGUAGUGGCGUACAAGGCUGGACUGCCCUAUGAGGAUGACCUCAAGGCUGAAAACCAGCUGCACCAAGGCAUGGAGACCGGUGAGCCCUCGGAUGAGUCGGAAGAGGAGGAAGAGGAGGAGGAAGGGGAAGAGGAAGAGGAAGAAGAGUCCUCGCCGGAGCCUGUUCGGGAGCCCACUCCGCCGCGCAGCGGUAAGCGCCGCCGCAGCGAAGGCAAGCCUUCUCUGACCAAGGAGACCGCGACCCCCAGCGCCAAGAAGGAGUCUCCCGAGAAGAAGAAGCGUACCUCUGCCCGGAAAGAGAAGGAGACGCAAGAUGAGCAACCCCCCGCCUCGGCUCGCAAGACCGCGAGCGCAGAAGCUAAGCGCACCAAGAAGAAGCGCAAGAGCGAGGUUGGUAAUGAGGAGUAAAUUCGGUCCCGAGGGAUCUGUUUAUAUCGGGACGAUGACCAUGUAUAUGGGAUGAGAUGUUUGAUCUGAAUGCUGCAUGUAGCAUAUGGGGAUUGGAUCUAUUUCUGGAUUGAUGCGCUCUCUUAUGGAAUGCUGUUGCUGAUGCUGUUGCUGUUGCUGAUGCUGUUGCUGUUGCUGUUGCUGUUGCUGCUGGGUUUGUUUUGCGGGCCUGAUGUCAACGGAGUCUGCGGAUUGACGGGUGGGGUUAUUAGUGGGUGUGUUUGUCUUUUUCUUUCCCUUUCAGUUUGAAUCAUAUUUUUUUACUUCCUGAAA
Aspergillus uvarum CBS 121591 is the source of this 1400-nucleotide messenger RNA. RefSeq names its product HMG box protein. The coding region runs from base 168 to 1088 and encodes 306 amino acids. The record is from RefSeq and is a predicted model, not a curated record. NCBI's taxonomy places the organism in Eukaryota, Fungi, Ascomycota, Eurotiomycetes, Eurotiales, Aspergillaceae. The transcript has 3 exons.